Molecule: messenger RNA, 1518 nt
Organism: Monosiga brevicollis MX1
Lineage: Eukaryota; Choanoflagellata; Craspedida; Salpingoecidae
Exons: 4
Coding region: 78-1241 (387 amino acids)
Molecular function (GO): oxidoreductase activity; FMN binding
Source: RefSeq, a predicted model, not a curated record
GCAAGACCAUUGUUCGUGCUCGGACCCACCGCUGCUAGUGCAUUACCCGAAGCGCGCGUCUACCAGUCACCAGCACCAUGCCCGCCGUCGGUGCUCCGUACGCGGCGCUGCUGUCCAGUCUCAAGGUGGGAGACUUGACACUCAAAAACCGCAUUAUUAUGUCCGCCAUGACGCGUGCUCGCUCCAUCAACAACGUUCCCAACGACAUGAACCGGGCCUACUACGAGCAACGAGCUGGCGCCGGCCUUAUCAUUACAGAGGGCGUCCCGAUUGACAAGCGGGGUUCUGCUUGGACAGACGUGCCCGGAAUCUACACGGAAGAGAUGGCCGAGGGCUGGAAGCGAGUAACAGACGGCGUCCAUGCCAAGGGCGGCUUGAUCUUUGCCCAACUGUGGCACAUGGGUCGCCAAGCACACAGCUCGUUUUUUGAUGGCAAGCUACCCGUUGGCCCAUCCCCCUUGAAGAUUGAGUCACCCAAGGGCGUCCCCAACGCGGACGGCGAGUUUGUGCCGUAUGAGGUUCCCCACGCGCUUACCGUGGACGAAAUCCAAGAAAUUGUACAGCAAUACAAACAGGCUGCCCUGCUGGCCAAGGCGGCCGGCUUUGACGGCAUCGAGAUGCAUGCGGCCAAUGGAUAUUUGGUGGAUCAGUUUCUGCAGUCGUGCUCCAACCAGCGCACAGAUGAGUAUGGUGGUAGCAUCGAGAACCGUUAUCGCUUCUUGGAUCAGUUGAUGGACGUGGCCCUGGAAGCCUUCCCCAAGGAGCGCGUCGGCGUGCGCAUCAGCCCCAAUACCAACUUUGGUGGUUCGGGCUCCCCCGACUUUCGUGAAACGUUCACUUAUGUCGCCGAGCAGGUCGGCAAGCGGGAAGUGGCGUACCUGCAGGUCCUGGAUGGUCUGGCUUUUGGAUUUCAUGAACUGGGUGAGCCGAUGACCCUGGACGAGUUCCGGCCUCUGGUGUCAGAGAAGACAAAGAUCUUUGGCAACGUCGGCUACACACCCGAGUCGGGUGAGGAGGCGAUCACAUCUGGUGUCGCGGAUGCCAUUACCUAUGGACGUUACUUUUUGAGCAACCCCGAUUUUCCUGAGCGUCUGGCCAACAACUGGCCGCUCAAUGAGCCCCCGGAGCAUGCAGCCUGGUUUACGCCUGAUCUGCCCAACCGCGAAAAGUAUUCCACGUCCUGGGGCUACACAGAGUACCUACCCUAUCCCGAGGAGGCCAAGCAAGCAGCUUCAGCGUGAAGAGCAUGACGUGAGCGGGCUUUCUUCCAGCUCUGAUCAACGCCACUCAACUGUGUUGGGUCGGGCGGCGUUAUGUCCUUUCCAGCUUUCGCCGCAUGGGCACAUGUUGGUCCUUUGAUCUGUUAACCGUGUACAUGUAUGUGCCAUUUUUUUUACUGAAAUUCAAUGAUGAAAGAUGCCCUCGUUCGUGUCGAGAAAUCGAUCACACACACACACACACACACACACACACACACACACACACACACACACACACACACACACACACACACACACA